Molecule: messenger RNA, 1374 nt
Organism: Phlebotomus argentipes
Lineage: Eukaryota; Metazoa; Arthropoda; Insecta; Diptera; Psychodidae
Product: short-chain specific acyl-CoA dehydrogenase, mitochondrial-like
Exons: 5
Coding region: 116-1351 (411 amino acids)
Biological process (GO): fatty acid beta-oxidation using acyl-CoA dehydrogenase; butyrate catabolic process
Cellular component (GO): mitochondrion
Molecular function (GO): flavin adenine dinucleotide binding
Source: RefSeq, a predicted model, not a curated record
AAGCAAGGUGAAACAGCGUUGACACCUGACCUGAUCGCGUGCAUAGCUUCCAGUCCUCGUCUGCCCACCAUCCUGUCCGUUUCUCCUCUUCCGAGUGCUGCAUGGUGGUGUAAUUAUGCUGAGUCAACGCCAGGGAGUCAGAUUGUGGAGAUGCCUCAGUCGCGGCGGUAUUUGCAUAACUUAUCGAAAUUUCACGGUGACUCCGCUGUCUGGGGAUCAUCAGCUGCUGCAGAAAGCGUGCAGAGAGUUUGCCGAGAAGGAAUUGAUGCCCAUCGCGGCGAGAAUUGAUAGGGAGAUGAGAUUCCCCAUGGAGCUGAUUGAGAAGCUGGGCAGUCAGGGAAUGCUGUACAUGAGUGUGGAUCGUCAAUUUGGUGGUGCUGGACUUGAUAUUUUAGCCCUAUCUCUGGCUGUUGAGGAACUUUCACGCGGUUGCUCAUCAACUGGAGCUGUUGUCUCCAUUCACAACUGCCUGUAUGCCAAUCUUCUGGAUCGCAGAGGAACAGAGGAGCAGAAGAAGCUCUUCCUGGCACCUCUGGUGCUGAAUUCCUCACUCGGUGCCUUCGCCCUCAGUGAAUUCAAUGCCGGAUCCGAUGUGGCAGCCCUGAGUACCACAGCUCGCCAGGAGGGAGACAAGUGGAUUCUCAAGGGCACCAAGGCUUGGGUGACUUCCGCUCGGGAAGCCAAAGUGGCCGUUGUCUUCGCCUCAGUCGACAGGAGUCUGAAACACGCCGGACUCGCGGGCUUUAUCGUGCCUCUGGACGCGCCAGGCGUGAGUGUGGGUAGGAAUGAGGAGAAGAUGGGCAUCCGAGGAACUUCCACCUGCACCCUCGUUCUGGACAAUGUGGAAGUCCCUGAAGGGAAUGUAAUCGGGGAAAUUGGGGAGGGUUUCAAGAUUGCCAUGGAGCAGUUGGAUCUGGCCAGAAUUGGGAUUGCUUCGCAAGCCCUGGGAAUUGCAAGGGCUUCUCUGGAUCUCUCGAUAUCCUAUGCUACCUCAAGAAUCGCAUUUGGACAGUCCAUCAUUACGAUGCCGACUGUGAAGGCCAGAAUCGCCGACAUGGGCCUUCGCCUGGAGGCAGCGCAGCUGCUGACGCGCCGAGCAGCAUUCCUCUUCUCCCAGCCCGGCGGCCGCAGCACCAAGUUCAGCUCCAUGGCCAAACUGGCGGCCAGCGAGUGCGCCGUCUUCAAUUCCCAUAACUGUGUGCAAAUCCUGGGCGGGAUGGGCUACGUGAUGGACCUGCCGGCGGAGAGACUGUAUCGCGACGCUCGGAUCACGGAGAUCUACGGCGGCGUGAGUGAUAUUCAACGGCAGAUUGUGGCUGAUCAGGUGAUCAAAGAAUGCAAUUUUGAGUAAACUUCAGUUAUAUUCUCGAGAAA